UCCGGUAGGGCGGGGGGUUGGGGGACGCACUGAAGCUAUUCGCAGACAGUCCGAGAGGAAAGGCUAAACCUUUACGCUGAUUGGCGGCGACGCGGGAGGCCGGGGCGGAUGGACCGGACGCAGUGGGCGGGCGGGAACGUGAAAUUUCCGCGGUGCCUGAUGGGGCUGUUCGGAGGCCGGGAUCUGUUGGCACAGGGGGACCACUCGUUACUGCUGCCGCCGUCUCUGCCGCCUCAUGGCGGCCAUCGGAGUUCACCUGGGCUGCACUUCAGCCUGUGUGGCCGUCUAUAAGGAUGGCCGGGCUGAUGUGGUUGCAAAUGAUGCAGGUGACAGAGUUACUCCAGCUGUAGUUGCUUACACAGAAAAUGAAGAGGUUGUUGGAUUGGCAGCAAAACAAAGUAGAAUAAGAAAUAUUUCAAAUACAGUAAUGAAAGUAAAGCAGAUCCUUGGCAGAAGCUCUGAUGAUCCGCAGGCUCAGAAAUACAUCACGGAAAGUAAAUGUUUAGUCAUUGAAAAGAAUGGAAAGUUACGAUACGAAAUAGAUACUGGAGAAGAAACAAAGUUUGUUAACCCAGAAGAUGUUGCCAGACUGAUAUUUAGUAAAAUGAAAGAAACAGCACAUUCUGUAUUGGGCUCAGAUGCAAAUGAUGUAGUUAUUACUGUUCCAUUUGAUUUUGGAGAAAAGCAAAAAAAUGCUCUUGGGGAAGCAGCCAGAGCUGCUGGGUUUAAUGUUUUGCGGUUAAUCCAUGAACCAUCUGCAGCUCUUCUGGCUUAUGGAAUUGGACAAGACUGCCCCACUGGAAAAAGCAAUAUUUUGGUGUUUAAACUUGGAGGAACAUCCUUAUCUGUCAGUGUCAUGGAAGUGAACAGUGGAAUAUAUCGUGUUCUUUCAACAAACACUGAUGAUAACAUAGGAGGUACACAUUUCACAGAAACCUUAGCACAGUAUCUGGCUUCAGAGUUUCAGAGAUCCUUCAAACAUGAUGUGAGAGGGAAUGCCCGAGCCAUGAUGAAGCUGAUGAACAGUGCUGACAUUGCAAAGCAUUCUUUGUCCACCUUGGGAAGUGCCAAUUGUUUCCUAGACUCAUUAUAUGAAGGUCAAGAUUUUGACUGCAAUGUGUCCAGAGCAAGAUUUGAACUUCUCUGUUCUCCACUUUUUAAUAAAUGUAUAGAAGCAAUCAGAGAACUCUUAGAACAAAGUGGAUUUACAGCAGAUGAUAUCAAUAAGGUUGUUCUUUGUGGAGGGUCUUCUCGCAUCCCAAGGCUACAGCAGCUGAUUAAAGAUCUUUUCCCAAAUGUUGAGCUUCUGAAUUCUGUCCCUCCUGAUGAAGUCAUCCCUAUAGGUGCAGCUAUAGAAGCAGGGAUUCUUACUGGCAAAGAAAACCUUUUAGUCGAAGAGUCUCUUAAGAUAGAGUGUUCAGCCAAAGAUAUUUUAGUUAAGGGAGUCGAUGAAUCAGGAGCCAAAAGCUUCACAGUACUGUUCCCAUCAGGGACUCCUUUGCCGGCUCGAAGACAACACACAUUACAAGCCCCCGGAAGUAUAUCUUCAGUAUGCCUUGAACUCUAUGAGUCUGAGGGGAAGAACUCUGCAAAAGAGGAAGACAAGUUCGCACAGGUUGUACUCCAGGAUCUAGAUAAAAAAGAAAAUGGAUUACGUGAUAUAUUGGCUGUUCUUACUAUGAAAAGGGAUGGAUCUUUACAUGUGACAUGCACAGAUCAAGAGACUGGAAAAUGCGAAGCAAUCACUAUUGAAGUGGCAUCUUAGUGUUUUAGAGAAACCAGGAAUUUUUUAGAAAUAGAAUAUCAUUAUUAUUUGGUUUUGUCUAUAAGCGAUGUUUAUAUUAAAAUACUUUUUUGAAUGAACUAUAUAUGUUUCUAUUAAAAUACAAUAUAUUGGUAAGUGUUGCAACCUUUUUUUGUUUUCCACUUACGAUGGGAAAUAUAAGGACCUUUAGUAGUGAGAAAUACAAGGAACUUUUUCUAUCAUGAAGCUAUUUAGAAUUAAAUUGAGUGGAUUGCAGGAAAUUUUACUGGAAAUUUAACAUUGUGUUUUUUAAAAACUUUUGUUUCUAUAACUUCAAGUUUGAAGAAGUCUUUUAUUCUUACUAGAUCAUGAAUUAAGAACAAUUUAAAAGUCUUUGAUAGUAGAUGAAAAAAGUUGGAGAACCAUGUGCAAAAAGUAAGAUACCAUUUUUGCUUAAACAAGUAAAUUCAUAAACUCAACAAUUGUGUAUAGAUAUGUGUGUGACAAGCAUAGAAUACAAAGUCUAGAAGGCUACCCAUCAAACUCCUCUAACAGUGGCCUUUCUGUGGACAGAAAUAUUAUAGGGUGGCACUUUUACUUUUUACAGUUUUGUUUAAUUUGAUUUUUCUCUCUAACAAAUAUGUUUUUCUUUUGAAAUUAAAAGGUUGGUUUGUUUGUUUGUUUUUGAAGAGAUGGCUAGCCACAUUCUGUUCAAUAGAGAACAUUCACUAGUGCAUUGAGAUACUCACUGGGUUACUAAUGAGAAGGUCAUUCAUUCACUAAGUAAAACAAGACAACUAACCUGUGAAUAUUGAAAAAAGAACUAGAAGGUGAGCAGUGCACAUCAGACUCUAUUAUCAAGAGAGAAUUUUCCAUUCAUUUCUUUCCUUGGUUCCCAGAAGAUUUGAGAAGAGGAAAUAUCUUUACUCAGUGGUCAAAUUUAAAAAUUGUGCUGUUUUUAUCUUUUUCAAACUGUGGAGGUGCUUUUUCAUUAUAGUUUAUUUCUAUGGACUUACGUGGCGGUAAUAUUCUAUUUCUAAAGAUACAGAAACCAAACUCAAGGUUUUUCAUUUAUUCUGUAUCAAAUUAUUGACAGAAAAAGAAUUCAGAUACGAUUCUGAGUCCACAAAGAAGCAGGCUCAAAGGCAUACACUUUUGAUUAAGGAUGAGUACUUAGUUAUUUUUUAGGAUCUUUUCCAAAGUUAUAAAAACUUUGAAAUCAAAUAAAUAAAUAUAAAUUAUUUUCAGAAAAUAGGAAAAUAGCAUCUGAACUAGUUGAACUGCUAAGUCUAUGCUUUCAGUUAGGCUUUGGAAAAUGCUUUAGGAUUUUAUUUUGUAGUUACUGUUAGCUCUUUCAACUAGAUCAGGCACUGGCAAACUGUGGCCAGUGUGUCAAUUCUAUGCCAUUCCUAUUUUUGUAAAUAAAAUUUUAUUAAAAUAUAGCCAGGCUUAAUGGUAUAUGUAUUGUUGGUGGCCGUCUUCACACUAUCAUGGCAGAUUGAAUAGUUGCAACAGAGACUGUGUGGCCCACAAACUUUAAAAUACUUACUGUCUGGCUCUUUACGGAAAAUGUUUGUCAACGCCUGAAGUAGAUUAAUGAAACCUGUGGAAUAAAAUAUCAUAAAGAUUUA
This is a messenger RNA of Leopardus geoffroyi (Geoffroy's cat), 3375 nucleotides long. RefSeq names its product heat shock protein family A (Hsp70) member 14 (gene HSPA14). Gene Ontology annotation, cellular component: ribosome; cytoplasm. The record is from RefSeq and is a predicted model, not a curated record. Bases 236 to 1765 code for a protein of 509 amino acids. Gene Ontology annotation, biological process: cellular response to unfolded protein; protein refolding. The transcript is spliced from 14 exons. Gene Ontology annotation, molecular function: heat shock protein binding; misfolded protein binding; ATP hydrolysis activity. NCBI's taxonomy places the organism in Eukaryota, Metazoa, Chordata, Mammalia, Carnivora, Felidae.